Molecule: messenger RNA, 702 nt
Organism: Solanum stenotomum
Lineage: Eukaryota; Viridiplantae; Streptophyta; Magnoliopsida; Solanales; Solanaceae
Exons: 5
Coding region: 269-619 (116 amino acids)
Source: RefSeq, a predicted model, not a curated record
AUCCCUUUUUCCCCUAAUUCCCUUCUCUCCUUACACCAAAUCCCUCUUCAAUUUUGUAGGAAAUUCGCCGUUUUCUUUCAAUUUUUCUUCGCUGCGGUGAUUUCUAAAUGCUAUAAGCCUUGUGGACUUUGCUCGUCUCCGAAGUUUGACAGAAGCAGCUAGACACGACAUGCUUUCUCUCUUGCAAUGGGUGAAAGAAGCUCGGAGAUCAGCAGAACAUCACAUUAGGGGCUUGCUAGCGCUUUGAAUUUGUUGGAGGAGGCAAAUAAUGUUAUUGAUUCGAAUUCCAAAGGUGGACCAAUCUUAUAUGCAGAUCUCAUCCAGUUUGUUCUGCAACAUUAAUAUGAAUACACUUUGGAGGAGAUUUACCAACAAAUUUAGUGAAACAAAUUUGAUAGGCUAUUUGGGAGUUCAGAUGCCUGAUCCAGAGGGAGGGGUGCCUUGGGAGGAUAAAAGCAAGUGUGCAGGAAAUGAAAGACGAAUUUCAAAGGUGUCGGCUUGGUCACUCUCCAGGAUAAUGUGGGUGAUGCAAUUUUUAAUGGUGGUCACAAGUCAAUUCAAUCGAUUGAAGUUUAUCAUGAAGAUCUUUUUGAACAAUUACGUUCAAAUUUACUUGUGAUUUUGUGGAAUUCAUUACUUGUGCACAUCUUGAAAUAUUGUUUUAUUACUGUAUAGUAAGAUGUUGAUUUCUCAAAGUUUAAU